AUGUUUUUACAUUUUGGUCAGAUGCGAUGUAAUGUAAUGUUAACCUCCUUUCACUUCUCUCUUUCCCUCUCUCUCUCUCUAUCUAUCUAUCUAUCUAUCUAUCUAUCUAUCUAUCUAUCUAUGCCUUCCUGUCUGUCUAUUCAUCUAUGUCUGUCUGUCUCUCUAUUCAUAUCUGUUUGUCUAUUCAUGUAUGUUUGCCUGAUCAUGUCUGUCUUUUUAUUCACGUCUGUCUGUCUAUGCCAGUGUCUAUUCAUGUCUGCCUGUCUCUUCAUCUAUUUAUCUAUCUAUCUAUCUAUCUAUCUAUCUAUCUAUCUAUCUAUCUAUCUAUCUAUCUAUCUCAGUCUAUUCAUAUCUAUCUAUCUAUCUAUCUAUCUAUCUAUCUAUCUAUCUCAGUCUAUUCAUAUCUAUCUAUCUAUCUAUCUAUCUAUCAUAUCUAUCUAUCUAUCUAUCUAUCUAUCCUCCUCUCUCUCUCUUUCUUCUUUAUCUCUCUCUCUCUCUAUGUCAGUGUCCAUUUUCAACCGCCGUGUUUAUCUAUACCUACUCCACCAGAAGCACGUUAGGGCCCUUCCCCCUCUAUAUCUGUAUAACUUCCUUCUCUAUUAUAAACCGAUUCUUACUCCCUCGCCUUUUAUUCUUUCCUUUUUCUUCUUUCCAUCUUUCCAUUGCCUUUCAAAUUUCUUGGCUAAAUCGACGUUUCCUCUUAACAAAGGUCAGACACGCUCUUUAUUCUUUCCUACCAAAUUCAUCAUUUCUAGCAGGAAAGAAACGGUUGAAUCUAUCUAUCUAUCUAUCUAUCUAUCUAUCUAUCUAUCUAUCUAUCUAUCUAUCUAUGUCUUCCUGUGUGUGGUUGAUACAUUUCUGAAAUUAUACAUAUACGUGUGUGUGUGUCUGGAUCUAUCUAUCUAUCUAUCUAUCUAUCUAUCUAUCUAUCAAUCUAUCUAUCUAUCUAUCUAUCUAUCUAUCCUCCCCUCUCUCUAUUUAUUGAAUUUUAUCUAUCUAUCUAUCUGUCAAUCUAUUGUAGUCUAUAUAUAUGUAUAUAUCUAUUUUUCUGUAUAUGUCUGCUAUAUCUAUCUAUCUAUCUAUCUAUCUAUCUAUCUAUCUAUCUAUCUAUCUAUCUAUCUAUACAGAUAG
Messenger RNA from Acanthosepion pharaonis, 1131 nucleotides. The record is from the annotation of a GenBank genome assembly. Lineage: Eukaryota; Metazoa; Mollusca; Cephalopoda; Sepiida; Sepiidae.